Molecule: messenger RNA, 2922 nt
Organism: Lates calcarifer (barramundi perch)
Lineage: Eukaryota; Metazoa; Chordata; Actinopteri; Centropomidae
Gene: agfg1a
Product: ArfGAP with FG repeats 1a
Exons: 15
Coding region: 200-2041 (613 amino acids)
Molecular function (GO): GTPase activator activity
Source: RefSeq, a predicted model, not a curated record
GCCUCGUAAGUAAACGUGAUCCAACGCCUCAAACUCCUUGUUCGAGGAGACGCGAGGCCGCCGUGACAACAGAGCGACCAACCCAUUCCCUCUCUGUCUCCAGCACGGGUCGGCAACCGUUAAAAAGCACAGCCCUUUGUUUUAGUUGUAGCUGGCCCUCUUGUCCUGUAUUAUUUAAUCCUGCUGUAUAUCCCUCACCAUGGCGGCGAGUGCGAAACGAAAACAGGAGGAGAAACACCUGAAGAUGCUGAGAGAAAUGACGAGUUUGCCUCUCAACAGAAAGUGCUUUGACUGCGACCAGCGCGGCCCAACCUAUGCCAACAUGACUGUGGGCUCCUUCGUGUGCACCUCCUGCUCUGGCAUCCUACGAGGACUGAAUCCACCCCACAGAGUCAAGUCCAUCUCUAUGACAACUUUCACGCAACAGGAAAUCGAGUUCCUACAGAAACACGGCAAUGAGGCAUGUAAACAGAUCUGGCUUGGCCUUUAUGAUGACAGAACCUCCUCAGUGCCAGACUUCAGAGAGCCACAGAAAGUCAAGGAGUUUCUUCAAGACAAAUACGAGAAGAAGCGAUGGUAUGUACCUCCUGAGCAGGCCAAGGUAGUGGCAUCAGUCCAUGCUUCUAUCUCUGGCUCCUCAAACAGCAGCACCAGCAGCACCCCAGAGGUUAGACCACUCAAAUCCCUGCUGGGGGAGUCUGCCCCCUCCCUACACCUCAACAAGAACACCCCACCAAAUCAGUCUCCAGUGGUGAGCCGUGGACAAACUCAUCAGCAGCAGUUCCACGACAAGAAGUUUGACCUCCUCAGUGAUUUGGGUGGAGACAUCUUUGCUGCCCCACCUAACAUGAACGCAGGCACCAGCUCCAGUUUUGCUAACUUUGCACAUUUCAACAGCCACACAACAGCACAGAAUGCCAACGCAAAUGCAGACUUUGCAAAUUUUGAUGCAUUCGGGAGCACUUCUGGGUCCACAGGUGGUUUCCCCUCCGCACCCCAAGCCCCAUUCCACCCCUCAAAUACAGCGUUCACUGUGCUCUCAUCCAGCCGCAGUAUGGGUGAGUUUGCCACUGCUCUGCCUCUCCAGGGUGCACACAGUAGCGCCUCAGGGGGACUAGCAAAUGCGAGUUUUGCAAAUUUUGACAACUUCCCCAAAUCGUGUAGUGCUGACUUUGGAUCCUUCAGUUCUUCCUCCCAGAGUAACUCCACAGCAGCUGGCAGAGAUGCUGUACAGAGUACUAGCGUCCCUGCUGAUAGAUACGCAGCCCUGGCUGACCUGGAUAACAUAUUUAGCUCUGCCAAAACAGAGCAAGGAGGUGGUAUUCCUGGCUCAGCCGUAGCAGCAGCAGCAGCAGCGGCAGCAGGAGUGGGUGGUUUGCCUCAGAAGCAGCUAGUGGUGCCAGCAGGCGGUGACCGCUAUGCUGCUCUAGCUGAGCUUGAUACUGUCUUCAGUUCCUCAGCCCCUGCCACCAGUGUUUACAACACCACCAGCACCUCACAAGGUGGUGUGUUUGGCUCAGAGACUGGGGGGUCAGCAGCACAAGCACAGCAGGCCUUGCCCGGCAUGGCUCAAGGUUUUGGAGCUCAGUCAACUAAUCCGUUUGUAGCUGCUGGAGUUGCCCCAGCAGCAGCUCCCACCAAUCCAUUCCAGAGCAAUGGCAGAGCAGCAAAUGUCGCAGCAGCAGCAGGCUUGAUGAGGGUUCUUCACGGGCAGGGUUAUCCUCCCGCCUUUGCAUCAUUUGCCACAGGCUCUAUGAGUAUGCCAGCUGGAUUUGGGAAUGCUGCAGCCUACAACCUCCCCACCAGCUUUAGUGGAACCUUCCAGCAACCUUUUCCUGGCCAGGCUCCCUUCCCUCAGCCUCCUGCAUAUCCCCAGCAACCUAAUGGUGGAGGAUUUCCAGCCUUUGGCCAGGCCAAGCCUGUUGUGACUCCUUUCGGACAGGCAAUGGCUGGACCUAUGGUCUCAAGCAACCCUUUCCUGGGUGCAGGUCCAUCUGCACAGUAUCCAGCAGGAGGUUCUUCAACGAAUCCCUUCUUAUAGCGAUCCAUUCAAUCAGCUGCACUACAGGGUCAACAACUGGCGCGCUUGCACCUAUUGCACUGUUUUGUUUCACAAGUAGCUUUAAAAACACAAUGUUUGUAAGGAUUUGUAUUUUCUAUCGCAGUUUGUCACUAAUGGAACAAUAUGACAGACAGUCAUGCAGACACUGUCUAUGGCUACAAAACAAAGUGAUGGUGUGUGCAGAGGGAGAGGUUGAUCCCCUCUCCUCUAUUUAACCUGUGAACUGGCCUGGCCUCUACUGAGCCACAAUGUAUAAUCAAACUGGCUGAAAACUAAGUUAUUGCAUACAGUAUAUUUCAUUCAUUAUGCUGCAUUUCUGUACAUAUUAUUUUUUCUUUUAGGAAAUUAGCUCUUUGUGCAUAUCAGUAUUUGUAUCUAACACACAAGAUUUGUUAAGACAGAGCUGUUGCUUGGAUAAGCUAAUGGGUACUGCCAGUUACCGUAUUUGUAAAGAACCAAACUGUUUAUUUGUGCAGAAUCCUUUUAAGGUAAACUGUUCUCACUAAAGAAAAAAAUGCAUAUUCUGUUGUCUUGAGAUGGAAAAAAAAUAGUGAAUGCUGCAUCAGGGAUGGGUAGGGGACUCAUUUCUCUGCCAUCCCCUGCCCUGCUGACAGAGGCUCCAGGUCACAAUGCUCCUGAAAUACAGUCAACCACAUCCAUAUGUGGCAAACAAGAAUGGCUGAUGAACUGAAAACCACUUACAUUGGGUAUUAGAAUUUUAAGUUAAUAUGUAAAUAUAUACAGUAUAUAUAUUAAAAUGAAUUUUAAGUAAAAAGGAAAUGACCAAACCAUUCAUUUAUAUGGAUGUAUGGAAAUCUUGUAUAUUUGUUUUGUAUAAAAAAAAAAAAGAUUCAUUCACA